Molecule: messenger RNA, 16176 nt
Organism: Nomia melanderi (Alkali bee)
Lineage: Eukaryota; Metazoa; Arthropoda; Insecta; Hymenoptera; Halictidae
Source: RefSeq, a predicted model, not a curated record
CCGUGCUCCGAGAGGAAUAGAAAGGGCGGACAGGAAGAGGCCGGGUCCCCUCGCUCCGCCGGGGAAACGACGGAUUUUUCUCGCAAAAACCACUGACGAUGAGCUAGCGACACGAUGCGGAGGAUGAAGCAGCGCGUGCUGCUCGCCUGGCCAUGGUUGUGGCUGUGGCUGUUCGCGGCCACAGCGGGUUCCCCGUCUUCCGACACGUUCGUAUCGACCACGUUCUCCUCUUCGGCCGGCGUCAGCAUCAGCGGCGGUGGCAGCAGCGGCGGCUCGGUGACCAAGCCGUUCAGCCCGGCCGUUCCGACGUCGACCUCCUCUUCGAUCACCGAAGACCCAUCGUUCCCGCCGAGCCGAGACUUCCGUUUCACCCAGCCGCUGUACAAUGUCUCCAUCCCCGAGAACUCGAUCGGGAAGACGUACGUGGUCCCCGAGGAGAGGAUGGGCAUCAAGCUCGCGUCGCCGGACGCCAACCUCGACGUGAGGUUCCGCAUAAUGACCGGCGACAGGGACAAGUUCUUCAAAGCGGAGGAGCGCACCGUCGGUGAUUUCUGUUUCCUCUUGAUUCGGACUCGAACCGGGAACGUGGACGUGUUGAACCGCGAGAGGAAGGAUCGUUACGUGCUCGAAGUGCGCGCGACCGCGACCAAGGGGGACGGCAGGAGCAGGGCGAGCGUCCUCGAGGCGGACACGACCGUCGUCGUGACCGUCCUGGACACGAACGAUCUGAACCCCCUGUUCUAUCCCACCGAGUACGAGGCGACCAUAACCGAGGACACGCCCCUGCACCGCACCAUACUCAGGGUAAUAGCCGAGGACGCAGAUCUCGGGAGGAACGGCGAGAUUUAUUACAGCUUCGCCGAGGAGACCGAUCAGUUCGCCGUUCACCCGGUCAGUGGGGUAAUCACGCUCACCAGGCCGCUCAGGUACUCCGAGAAAGCGAUCCACGAGCUAGUGGUCCUAGCUAAGGACCGUGGAGCGCAGUUCCGCGGCGGAGGUAGCAGCAGGCCGAGCACAGCGAAAGUGACGAUCAGAGUGCGUCAGGUGAACCUGCACACGCCCGAAAUCUACGUGCACCAUCUGCCGGACAUCGUGGAACAUUCGAACGCUGAUAUCUACGCGAUCGUGCGAGUGGUAGACCAGGACGAAGGUGUUCACGGUAAGAUCGCCAGCUUGGACAUCGUGGGCGGUGACCCGGCCGGUCACUUCAGAGUGCGACCGGCCGGCAGACAGCACUCGGGCGAGUAUAACAUCGAAGUGUUGCACCUCCUGGACCGAGAAACCGCGGUGCAAGGGUACAACCUGACGCUGCGCGCGAUGGACAGAGGCGUGCCGCAAAAGUUCAGCUACAAGUUCGUGCCGGUGCACCUGGCGGACUUGAACGACAACGCGCCGGUGUUCAGCCGGGAGAUCUACGAGGUGAAGGUUCCAGAGACGGCUCCCGUGAACACGCCGGUGAUGAGGCUGAAGGUGACCGACGCGGACGAGGGCAGGAACGCUCUGGUAUUCCUCGAGAUCGUGGGCGGCAACGAGGGCGGCGAGUUCUACGUGAACGCGGAGACAGGGAUGCUGUACACCGCGGUAGCCCUGGACGCCGAGAAGAAGGCGUUCUACACGCUGACGGUGUCCGCGGUGGACCAGGGGAACGCCGGGACGAGGAAGCAGUCGUCGGCCAAGGUGAAGAUCAACGUGGUCGACACGAACGACAACGACCCGACGUUCGAGCAGUCCGAGAUGGAGGUUUGGAUCGACGAGAACGAGCCGGCCGGCACCUCGGUGGUCAAGAUCACCGCGAAGGAUCGUGACUCCGGCGAGAACGCUUACAUCUCGUACAGCAUCGACAAUAUUCAGAAGGUGCCGUUCGAGAUCGACCAUUUCUCCGGCGUCGUGAGGACCAAACAGGUGCUCGACUACGAGACCAUGAAGAGGGAGUACCUGCUGCACGUGCGGGUCAGCGACUGGGGGCUGCCCUACCGGCGACAGGCCGAGAUGCAGCUUCACGUGAAAGUGCGGGACGUGAACGACAACCGGCCGCAGUUCGAGAGAAUCGAUUGCACCGGCCACGUGCCGCGGUACGUGGCCAUCGGCUCGGAAGUGAUCACCGUGUCGGCGAUCGACUUCGACGUGGGCAACAUCAUCAGCUACCGCAUCGUCUCCGGUAACGAGGACGGCUGCUUCGCCCUGGACUCGGCGAGCGGCAUCUUAUCCGUCGCCUGCGAUCUCUCCGACGUGAAGUCCGCGGAGAGGACGGUGAACGUCACCGCCACCGACGGCACACACUUCGCCGACGUGAACCCCGUGCACAUGCACCUGGUGAACGCGAAGAGGAACCUCGGCUCGCAGGGGAGGAUCCUGUCGGACCAGGGCGGCGCGUUCGAGUGCCGCGACACGGGGGUCGCCAGGAGGUUAACCGAGGCGAUCGCCGCCGCGGAGAGGAACAAUAUGCCCUCCAAAGACGACGAGUACACCUUGACGCCCAGCAGAUACGGCGAGAACAUGCACACGCCGGAGUUCAUCGACUUCCCCAGCGAAAUUAAGGCGAACGAGUCCGUGAAGGUCGGCACCACGCUGGUCAGAAUACGUGCGAGGGACAGGGAUCUGGACUACAACGGGAAGCUGGUGUUUUGUAUAUCCAGCGGCGACCGGGACUCCGUGUUCGGCGUUGAUCCCGACACCGGCGAUCUGAACGUGAUGGGCUACCUGGACAGGGAACGCGAGAGCGAGUAUUUCCUGAACAUCAGCGUCUACGACCUGGGCAAGCCGCAGAAGUCCAGCUCCAGGAUGCUACCGGUGACGAUCUUAGAUGUGAACGAUAACGCGCCGAAGUUCGAGAAGUCUCUAGCCAGCUUCAGGAUCUCGGAGACCGCGCUGAACGGGACCAACGUCUGGCGCGCGAACGCCACCGACGCGGAUCUCGGCGAGAACGCGCGUGUCACUUACUCUUUAGUGACCGAGACCAACGACUUCCGAGUGGACCCCGUGACCGGCGUGCUCAGCGUAUUCGGCAGGCUGGACAGGGAGCGGCAGGAGCUGUACGAGCUGAGGAUACGGGCGCAAGAUAACGGCGGCAAGGGCACCGACAUGCCGCCAUUGUACUCGGACGCUUUGGUCAGGGUGACGGUGGACGAUGUCAACGACAACGCGCCCACGUUCGCGUUGUCCAGCUACACGGUGAAGAUCCGCGAGGACGUGCCGAUCUGGACGGUCGUGGCGGUCGUGGACGCGACCGACCCCGACGAAGCCGCCGGAGGGGACAUCGAGUACUUCCUGUCCGACGCCAUGGAGAGCGAGGGAUAUUUCAAAGUCGAUAAAGUGUCCGGCACGAUCAGGACCACCCAGAGUUUGGACUUCGAGGAGCGCCAGGUGCACACUCUGACGAUAGUGGCGAAGGACCGCGGCGAGCCGUCCCUGUCCACCGAAACUAUGGUCAUUAUCGAGAUCGUGGACGUGAACGAGAACAUGCAUCCCCCAGUUUUCGAUGAUUUCGUCGUCUCCGCGAGUGUGUUCGAGAACCAACCCGUCGGCACGCUGGUGACGACCGUUCGUGCGAAGGACGCGGACCCUCUGGGCGGAGACUCCAGGAUUGGAUACACCAUCAGGAGCGGCGACGGGAUCGGGAUCUUCAACAUCGAUAACGAAGGCAACAUCAGGACCAAAGCGGUGCUCGACGUCGAGACCAAGAGGGGCUACUGGCUGACCGUGUUCGCGCAGGACCACGGCGUGGUGCCGUUGAGCUCCAGUUUACAGGUGUACGUGGAGGUGCUGGACGAGAACGACAACACCCCGCUGACCGAGGCGGCGGUCUACUAUCCGUCCGUGCCGGAGAACUCGCCGGCAGGUGUGAACGUCCUGCAGAUACGGGCGUUCGAUCGCGACGUCUCGCCCCAACAAUUCACAUUUUCCAUCACCAGCGGCAAUCCGGAGGGUUAUUUUCUCAUCAACUCCACCACCGGUUUGAUCACGACCAGCGGCAGAAAACUCGAUCGGGAGAAUCAAGCGGAGCACGUUCUGGAGGUGACAGUGAGAGACGACGGCAGACCAUCCCUGGCAUCGACGACUCGCGUGGUGAUCUCGGUGGCCGACAUAAACGACCACGGACCGGAAUUCGAACAAAAGUUCUACACCGUUCAGAUCCCAGCCUCUCCGUCGACCGACAAACCCUUGUUCCAGAAAUCGAGGAACCGUUCGCGGGAGUUCGACCUUUCGAUCGAUACGUUACUAGAGAAUGGAACUUGGGAGACAUUUAGCCCCGACACCUUGUCAGGAGAUCGUAUCUUCAGGGUUCUCGCGAACGACAAAGACGUCGGCGAUAAUGGAAAAAUCCAGUACAGCAUCAAGGGCGGCAGAAGCAAGGGCAAGUUCAGGAUCCAUCCUACCACUGGGAUGGUGUAUUCGCAACGGGGCUUUGAAGCCGGACAGGAAUACGAAAUGAUGAUAAGGGCGUCCGACAGCGGUGAACCGCAGCGCAGUCAUCAAACACGGGUAUCCGUGCAAGUUGUGGAGGUACCGAAGGAAUCCGAGAACCCGCCGGUCUUCAGGACGAACAAUCAAAGCGUCGAGGUCACGGAGAGCGACGAGGUCGGUUUCCUAGUCGCGCUGGUACAAGCCACGGACAAGGAUGGCGACUCCCUGUGGUACGAUAUCCUCGACGGGGACAAGCGGGACGAAUUCUUCAUCGGCCGGGACAACGGGAACGUGCUGCUGGCGAAAAAGCUCGACUGGGAGACGCAGAACUUCUACAAUCUCACGAUCAGCGUGACGGAUAGCGUGCACACGGCUGUGACGCAGCUGCUGGUCACGGUGAUCGAUAUCAACGAUCACAGGCCGGAGUUCACGGAGAACACCUAUCACGUGGACAUCUCGGAGAACGUGGAAAAAGGCGAGAAGAUCCUGCAAUUGCACGCAACCGACGAGGACGAGGACAAGAAGGUCUUUUACAGUCUCCACGCGGCCCAGAAUCAGGCCUCGCUGGAGAUCUUUCACGUGGACUCGGUGACUGGUGCCGUGACCUUGAACGAGGUCCUGGAUCGAGAGACCAUAGAGGAGCACGUGCUGACUGUAAUGGUAAAGGACCAAGGAACGCCGGCUAAACGGAACUACGCCAGAGUGAUAGUCACUGUUCACGAUCACAACGACCAUGCUCCCGAAUUCAUCAGCGAGAUCAUCCAAGGGAAAGUAUUCGAGACGUCCCCGAUCGGUGCCGCUGUGGUCCAAGUCUACGCGAUAGAUAGAGACAGAGGUGACAACGCUAAGAUCACGUACACCAUCACUUCUGGCAACGUGGGCAACAUGUUCUCCAUAGACCCAGAACUGGGCACUAUCCGGGUAGCCCGUGAGCUCGAUCUCAGUGUCUCCUCGGAGUAUAUAUUACUGGUAAAGGCUACAGAUCACGGUUCCCCGGCCUUAGCCAACACGGUGCCUGUACACGUGAUGGUUACCAUGGCAGACAACGCUCCCCCUAGGUUCAUCCAGAAGGAACUCUCCGCGGAGAUUUACGAGAACCAGCAGCUGGGCACCUACGUGAAGCACGUGGAAGCUAGAAGCACGUCUUCGUUGCAGUUUGAAAUCGUCGACGGGAACAGUGACGAUACGUUCUUCGUGAACCCUAGCACGGGCAUCAUAGUGAUCAAGAAUGAACUGGACUACGAGACGACCAAGUUUUAUAACCUGACUGUGUCUGCCACCAACAUGGCCGACGCAAAGGCGACCUGCAACGUGAUCGUCCAUGUUCUCGACAGGAACGACAACGCGCCCAGGUUUUUGCAAGCUACUUACAGCGGCGAGAUCAGCGAGGGAGCUAGCAUAGGGUCUUUAGUACUGACUAAUACCAGUACACCUCUGGUGAUCAAAGCCGAAGACGCGGAUUCGGAAUUAAAUGCUCUUCUGAAUUACGAUAUCGUCGAAGAUCUGCCGCGAAAGUACUUCCACAUCGACUCCAGUACCGGCGCAAUUAGAACUGUAAUGGUAUUGGACCACGAAAGCAUACCGAAAUUCUCGUUCCACGUGAAAGUGUCCGAUCUUGGGAAACCGAAGCUAUUAUCCGAGACCACUGCCAAGGUGAUGAUAGUCGUAACCGAUGUUAACGACUGCCCACCUAAAUUCCUCGAGAACGACUACAACACCACCCUCCUGCUGCCUACGUACAAAAAUGUAGCAGUUGUCAAAGUUGCCGCCGUGGAUCCCGACAGCUCCGAGGGUAUUCCGCUGAGGUAUGAUAUUAUCGACGGGAACAAGGGACACACUUUCGACAUAGACGGCCAGACCGGCGUCAUCACGGUUUAUAACCCGGAACGCAUGAAGAAAAGUUACCUCCUGCGGGUCCGUGUCUCCGACGGGAAGUACUCGAGCGUCGCCCAGGUGAACGUGAUGGUCGAGAAGUCAGAGAAUUCCGGGCUGGUGUUCCAGAAGGACGUCUACGAGGGAACGAUCCCGGAGAACUCGACGAGGAUCACGACCGUCGCGGUCGUGAACGUUCUCGGUAGCGCGCUGAACGAGCACAUUGUCUUCAGUAUACUGAACCCGACGGACAUGUUUGUAAUUGGAUCGACGUCCGGCGCGAUCCGCACUACCGGGAUUAGAUUCGACCGUGAAGUUUGCGACCAUUACGAGCUGAUCGUGGAGGCGAAGAGCCAGAUGCCGGACAGGGAGAAGCCGAGGGUGGCGCACGUGAUCGUCAACGUCACCAUACAGGACAUCAACGACAAUUGCCCGAUGUUCGUCAAUCUACCAUACUACGCGGUCGUCUCCGUCAAUGCUCAGAAGGGCGACGUUAUUACCAAGGUGCACGCGAUAGACAUGGACAGCGGCGACAACGGCGAGGUCCGGUACGAAUUGAAGAAGGGUCACGGGGAAUUGUUCAAAGUCAGCCGGAAAACUGGCGAGAUCUCGCUGAAGCAGAACCUGGAGGGCCAUAACCGGGAGUAUCAGUUGACGAUCGCCGCGUACGACGGCGGCAUUACACCUUGCUCGAUCGAGGUGCCGGUGAACGUGAAGGUGAUAGAUCGCUCGAUGCCGGUGUUCGACAAGCAAUUUUACACAGACAGCGUGCUGGAAAGUAUCGAGGUGCACUCGCCGCUCGCUCUGUCCAUACAAGCUGAGUCACCCCUGAAUCGGAAACUCAUAUACAGCAUCACGAAGGGGAACGAUUUCGAGGAGUUCGCCCUCGACUUCAACACAGGUGUAAUCUAUGUGGUGGAUGAGCUGGAUUAUGAACAGAAGAAGCAAUACGAGCUGACGGUGCGCGCGACCGACAGCGUGUCCGGCGUUUACGCCGAGGUGCUGGUCAGCAUCCUCGUGCUGGACGUGAACGACUGCCCGCCGGAGUUCACGCAGGACUCGUACAACGUUUCGGUGUCAGAGGCGGCGUCGUUCGGCACCUCUGUACUGAAAGUUAGCGCCAAAGACAACGACACUGGUAUAAACCAGCAGGUGCGCUACGCGAUCCAAAACGACACGGAGGGCAGCACGGAUCUGUUCCACAUCGACCCGGAGGAGGGUGUGAUAUUCUUGAAGAGAUCGUUGGACCACGAGGCGCACGAGUCCCACCACUUCACGGUGAUCGCGAUCGACCGGGGCGUGCCCAGCCUCGCGAGCACCGCACACGUCUGGGUGACUGUCAUCGACAUGAACGACAACCCGCCCAAGUUCGAGCAACCGUCGUACACGUGUUCCCUGUCCGAGCACGCGGAACGGGGUCAGUUCGUGACGGUAGUGUCCGCCAGCGAUCCAGAUUACGUCGACGAGAAGCUUACGUACACGAUCGUGGGCGGGAACGAGCAGCAAACGUACAACAUCGAUCAGUCGACCGGCAUCAUCUCCCUGAUCAAUAUGCAGAACUUCGGCGAGAAGAAGCUCAGCAUGCUGAACGUGUCCGUCACCGACAACGUGUACACGAGCUUCACGCGAGUCAAGAUCGAAAUACUGCCAGCCAACAGGCACAAUCCCAAGUUCCCCAAUCCAGUGGUCGAGGUCACGGUUCUGGAGAAUCAGCUGCCCGGCAGGCUGGUGACCAGCGUGAUCGCGACCGACGAGGAUUUCGGCGACUACGGUACCGUCAUAUACACCAUACCCUCCGACAUGAUGAAAGAGAUCUUCGACAUAAACAGGGUGACCGGCGAGAUCGUCACCAGGAAGAAGCUGGACAGGGAGCAACAGAAACUGUACGAGAUACCCGUGAUGGCUACCGACGGCGGCGGUAGAUCGGGAUUCGUGAUGGUCAAGGUUAAAGUUGGGGACGAGAACGACAACUCGCCUAUCUUCCUGAUCAGGGAGUACAAAGCUAGCAUACACGGGAACUUGAGCUUGAACACCCCGUUCCUGAAGGUUAAAGCUCAGGAUGCUGACGAAGACGACGCCGCUAGGAUCGUGUACUCCAUAUACGAGCCGCAGACUUCGGAGACGAAGACUUUGUUUGGAAUCAAUCCUGACACCGGCGCGCUGUUCUUGCAGAAGAGCGCUGUACCUUGGGAAAAUCAAUUGUUCGAGUUGUUCAUCCGCGCGGAGGACAAGGGAACCACCAUUCAUCACGCGGACGUUCCACUCAGCGUCUACAUCAUGGGUCCUCAGGACAUCCCGCCGCUGUUCGAGCGAAAAGAGGAUAAAUUCUUCAUAUCCGAGGCGUCGCCGGUCGGCACGCCGAUAACGAGGCUCAGAACCGUGACCAACACCACGGUGACUUACAGGAUAGUCUCCGGAGACGAGGAUUCGCCGCUUUUUACCAUCGACUCCCACGGCAAGAUCACAUUGGCGAAACCGCUGGACCGGGAAUUGAAAGAUAAUCAUCUGAUAGGCGUCCUCGCUGAAACCGAUUCGAGCCCCCCGCUAACAGCUCUGGCAGAGAUAUCACUGCAGGUGCUGGACGAGAACGAUCACUCCCCGCAAUUCGAAAGUAACCCGUACAGCAUCAGUCUGGCGGAGAAUAUAGAGGAAGGAACGUCGAUUCUGAAGAUCAUCGCGCACGAUGUUGACUUGGGGAGCAACGGAGAGGUUCGUUACUCGUUCGGCUCCGACAUAGGCGAACUAGCGAAUGUGUUCACGGUGGACGCGUACACUGGCUGGAUAUCGACACUGGUGCAGCUGGAUAAAGAGAAACAACCGGAGUACAAGUACCAGGUGGUAGCCACAGACAACGGAACUCCGAAGCAUUUCGCCAGAGCUUCCGUCCACGUGAAGCUGAAGGACUACAAUGACAACGCUCCGGCGUUCGUCGACGAUCGUUACGAAGCCACCGUGAACGAAGACGCCCUUCCGGGCACCGUGGUAGUUAAACUAGUCACGGUCGACAAGGAUUCGGACAUGAACACGCCGAUCGAAUUCUAUAUAACUUCCGGGGACUCGAGAUCGCAGUUCCAGAUUAGGUCCACCGGCGAGGUGUACGUGGCAAAAGCGUUGGACCGGGAGACUAUCGAUCGCUACGAGCUCGUAAUCGUCGGCACCGACGGCAAAUACGUCUUCAAAACGAGGGUUACCGUGCAGGUGCUCGAUGUGAACGACAAUCCGCCGUACUGCCUAAGAUAUCGUUACAGAGACAUCCUCUCCGAGGGCUCGCAUCCUGGCACCUAUGUUCUGACCGUGUUAGCUACCGAUUACGACGACGAGCCGAACGCCAAGCUGCGUUUCUAUUUGACCGGUGACAACAACGACAAAUUCUCGCUGGAUAAGGAGACAGGCGUGCUGAAGACCAUUGGCCAGCUCGAUCGCGAGUCCCAAGCGAGGUACUCGCUGACCGCCCAUGUCCAAGACAGAGACAAGCCGUCUUGGGAAUGCUCCUCUCAGCUAGAGAUCCUGAUCUCCGACCUGAAUGAUAACGCGCCGAAAUUCACCAUGCGCGCGUACAGCGCCACGCUGCCGGAAGACGUCGAGGUGGGCACUUUGGUAACCAAGGUGCACGCCACGGACGAUGACAUCGGCAUUAAUCGAAAGAUCAGAUACGAGUUCAUUGACUCCGCUGAUGGCCACUUCCUCAUCGCGCCCGACAGCGGCAUUGUCACUCUCGGCAAACCGUUAGACAGAGAAACGAAGGCGAUGUACAACGUGACCAUCCAAGCAUUAGAUCAAGGCACGCCACAGCUGAUCAACGUGACCACGCUGAUCGUCAACGUGCAGGAUAUCAAUGACAACCCGCCUGAAUUCGCCUCGAAGGUAUACUUCUCGAAAGUGCCUGAGAUAUACGCCGUUGGCACGGAAGUUGCGAGGGUCCUCGCUACAUCGAAGGACACCGGCGUCAACGCUGACGUUUACUACUCGAUCAUCGGCGGAAACGAGCACAAGAAGUUCCAAAUCGAUGCUAGAACAGGCGUGAUCACCAUCGUCGAGCAGCUGGAUUACGAGCGCGCCAAGGAUUACUUUUUGACCAUUCAAGCGGUGGACGGCGGGAUACCGCCUUUGAGUAACCACGCGACGGUGAACAUCACUGUGAUCGAUAGUAACGAUAAUGCGCCCAUAUUCAGCGAGGUCUCGUACAGGGCUACCGUGAGAGAGGACGCUAAGAUUGGUGAAAGAGUUACGCAGGUACUCGCAAAUGACUUGGACAGCGAAGAGAACGGAAACGUUUCGUACUUCAUAGAACGAGGCGACAGGCAGAAGCAAUUCUCGAUCGAUCAGAAGACAGGGCAAAUUAUUGUCGCCGCGCCAUUGGAUCGCGAGGAAGUCGCGAGCUACGUGUUGGAAGUCCAUGCUCGCGACAGCGGGCUACCGAUGCUCUCCAGCUUCGUGAUGGUGAACAUCGAAGUUUUGGACGCCAACGAUAACCCGCCGAUGUUCUCCCUCUCGAAUUACACAGCGGUGGUGCAAGAGGACAAAGCUUUGGGACACACUGUCCUGCAUUUCGUUGUUACCGAUGCCGACAUCGAGCCAAACGCCGAUCCGUACACCUUUGACUUCCGAUCCGGAAACGAGGGCGACGCUUUCCGCUUGGAGCAAGACGGCACGCUGCGCACGGCCACUAAAUUCAACAGUCGGGUGAAAGAUAAAUACGUGUUACACAUACGCGUCUUCGACAACGGUAGUCCGCCCCUCUACUCCGACGCGUGGGUGGUGAUCAAAGUGAUCGAGGAGUCUCAAUAUCCACCUGUGAUCACGCCACUUGAGAUAGUCAUCAAUUCCUACAUGGACGAGUAUCCGGGCGGUAUAAUCGGAAAAGUCCACGCGACCGAUCAGGACCAAUACGACUCGCUACUGUACAGUUUAGUGCCAGCAUCGCCUAUACCGAUGGACCUCUUCAAAAUCGACAAAAUCGACGGCACCCUGGUAGCGCUUCCUCGAUUAGACGUCGGAGAAUACAGGAUGAACGUCAGCGUAACCGACGGCAAGUUCCAUUCCUUCUCCGUGGUGAAAGUUAACGUGGACCUAGUGACAGAGAAGAUGCUAGAGAACUCUGUGAUCAUUCGAUUCAGAGAAGUCAGUCCCGAAGACUUCAUCCUAAGCCACCGGAAGGGUUUCCUCAGAACCGUGCGUCACGUUAUGUCCUGCAGACCAAAGGACAUCGUCAUCAUUAGCGUUCAAGCAUCCUCCGACGAAGCGAACCUGAUUAAAUCGAGAGCGAUUCGCCAGGCAGUGCACAACGAUCUGGACCUUCUGUUCGCGGUGAAGAAACCCGGGACCGGCAUGGGGUCUCCAGGAUUCUUCCCUUCGGAGAACAUUCGCGAGUCUUUGAACCAACAUAUCAAGGAACUGGAAGGGUCCACGAAGCUCGUGGUCGAGGAGAUCGUUAGAUUCAAGUGCAACAAGGGCUACUGCGUCUACGGAGACUGUCAGGACAAGAUCAUUCUCAACCUGACGCAGAUCACGCCCGUAGCCACCGACGUGAUGAGCUUCGUGUCUCCUAGGCACAAGCAUAAGAUGGAGUGCAACUGCAAAGAGGGUUACGCGGGUAAUCACUGCGAGAUGGUAGUCAACGAGUGUGCCAGGGAUCCUUGUCCACUGUUCAAGGUUUGCGUGCCGGACUCCUCCGUUCAAGGCUACUCUUGCCAGUGCCCGGAAGGUUUCGCCGGCCACACCUGCGACAUAGACAUCACCAAAUGCCACGACGAAUCCUGUUACAUCCCGAGGAACUCGAUAUCCUUCAGCGGAAAGAGCUAUGCUCGUUACAGGAUCGACAAAACCUUGAUUCGACAGACCAUCGAAGACCGCCUCAGCCUGUCCCUGCGGAUCAGAACGGUGCAAUUGACUGGGAACCUUAUGUACGCCGCUGGCAAGGUGGACUACAACAUUCUCGAGGUUGUCAACGGGGUGGUGCAAUACAGAUUCGAUCUGGGAAGCGGCGAGGGUCUGGUUCGGGUAAGUAGCGUGUACGUCAGCGAUGGACAGUGGCACGAGAUCCAGUUGGAGAGAGAAAGUAACAGCGCGAGGUUGACCGUGGAUGGGAAGCACGUGGCUCACGGAUCGGCUCCUGGCAACAACGACAUCUUGAACCUCCAGUCGGAUGAUUUGUACUUGGGCGCGGAAGUCAGGCAACAUCCAACGGUCCUGGGCUUCGAGGAUGUUCAACGAGGUUUCAUCGGCUGCAUGGAUGACGUCAGGAUCGCCAGAGUAUCGGUGCCUUUGCACAUGAGCGGCGCGAGCAGCGUGGCUGUCCUGAAACGGUUCGCCAAUGUGGAGUUCAGCUGCGACGCCGCCACUGUUCUACUCCCGCCAGGAAUCUGCGGCUCCCAACCUUGCCAGAACGGUGGCACCUGUAAGGAUUCCGGUGGCGACACUUACGAAUGCCAGUGCCACAGUAGGUUCAGGGGUCAGGCUUGCGAAAUUGACACCGAUCCCUGCGCGUCGUCGCCGUGCCUCUACGGAGGACGAUGCAAGGUCGUGCCAGAAGGUAGCGACUACACCUGCGAAUGCGUCGGGCCGAGUCUGAGUGGCAAACGCUGCGAGUUCGGCAGAUACUGCAGCCCCAAUCCGUGCAUACACGGCGGAGUGUGCGAGGAAGGCAACAACGGGCCGAUAUGCAAGUGCCAAGGAUUCACCGGUGAUCGUUGCGAGACGGACGUGAACGAAUGCGACGCGAACCCCUGUACGAACGGCGGCACCUGUGUCAACGAGAUUGGCACGUACAGAUGCAUCUGUCCGCCGAAUAUGACCGGUCUGAACUGCGGGAACCCGGCUUACUCGACGCCAAUCAUAUCCAGCCACUUCAACAUCACCUGGGAGCAGCUGAUGUGGAUAGGGGUCGCGGUGGUACUGAACCUCUUCUUGAUCAUCCUGUUCGUAGCGUUCAGAAAGAUCCGUAUGAAGCGCACCAGGGCUAGGGCGAACAACAUCAACAACGAGACCAGGAAGCAGAUCGUCCUGAACUCGGCCAGGCCGCACGAGCACGAAUUCAAGCGAAGUUCGAAGCUGAGCAACUUGGAAGUUAUACAGAGAGAACCUCCCCAAUGCCCUCCCCGACCCGCCUCCUAUACCCCCAGUUCGAACAACGAGCCGGCCGCCUACGGUAACUCGGCGGCCGUCGCUCUGAAUAACCUGGACACCCUGCGCAGCUACGGUAGCGCCGGCGACGAGCUAGAAAAUUUCCCGCCAGACUAUUUGAGAAACCUGAACCGAACCACCCCGGUCCCGCCUCCCUCCUUAACUCUCGCUAACCCAGUCGGCGGAAACGCUACAGGCAGCGACACGGAUAGCCUCCAUAAGCCGACGUGGCAAGAACAGAUGCAACUAGCUUCCUUCAUCACGGACACGACCAAGAUCAAGAACGACCUGAAACGAGCGAGCCCAGUGGUACCAGAGCUGACCACUGGAGGACUUCUACUAAAUUCUUCUCGACGCGUGCCUCAUGGAGGUGGGACCUCCGUGACCUCCAUGACGUCUAUCGAGGAUGAUCCUCGUAUUGUCGGUGGGUAUCACUGGGACUGUUCAGACUGGGUCAGGCCAAGUCAAAACCCCCUACCUAACAUCACGGAGGUACCCGGAAGCGAAGUUCCAGAUUCGUCCAGCUUCCACAGCAAUGAGAGUAACGAAUCAAACACUCAUCAGCUACCGUCAGUGCACGGCUCUGUAGAUCCCGGGAGGGACAUCGAGACGCUGAACGAAGACCAGGAGUCGGAGUACGUCGGCGACUCGGAAUGCGGGACCGAGUUCUCGGAGCAGUAUCACUGCACGGAGACGCAGCGACUGAAUCCGCUGGACAGCGGCGGCGAGGGUGAAUACAAGUACAAGGGUUCCGAGAGCUAUCUCCGUCACCCGAACUCGUACUUGCCCCAUUACAACAUCCACACGGACACGGAGAACGAGACGAACCCGUUGAACGGACGUCUCAGCACCCUAGAAUCUGACGAGGAGGAGGACGACGUAGUGCCUUAUGGUUUCCCGAGCACGCGACGGAACCGAUGCCACAAGGGGGACGAAGCCGACGAGAUCGGCUCGGUGAUCACCACCUUGGAAGAGAGGAACUCGUUGCUGGGCGGCGCGACCAGCAACAGCGACCUGUCCACCAAUCUCUGCGAGAUCGACGACUCCGAGUACGAGAUCGCCGAGCAGAAGAGCAAUGGCCGCCUAUGGUUGUCGGGGAACGGUAUCACGCAGACCUCGGUGUGACGAACAGCGGUGACACCGUUUCAGGGCCGACUGAACGUGAUCGUGUUCCUUCUGUGCUCAUCGAGGAAGACUUCGAGUGCGCAUCUUUGUGAAUAUUACGACAAUUUUUUUGUACAUACGUAACAUUAUCAGCGUAGAUAGGAAGGGAGAGAGAGAGAGAGAGAGAGAUGAUGCGUGAAAGAGAGAAUGUGUACAGAGGCAGCUACGAUGUAAGGAAAAUGGCGGACAUGGGUAAUGAAUUCCCGUGAUGGCCGGGGGACACGUCUGACGUAGACUAUCGUGGAAUUUUUGGGGAUGAAUCUCGAUGUUUGAGGAACAAGGAAUCUGGUUGGCUACGUUGGAACUUUUAAUGUUCUUUCCUUUGAAUGAAGGAUGAUUGUACGAUUAUUUGUUGUUAUCCUGUCGUCGAAGAUACGUGUUGCAUUACGCCGAAUGAAAUUGUUUGAAGUCGAGAAGCGUCUCUGAAAAUUUCACUGGAGCUAGAGUCGAGCCAGAUGCUAGCUCUCCUAGCGAGCCAACGAUGUACGUUCACUCCCAUGCUGGGUACAUCGUACCUCAAAUCUCCUAUGUAGGUAGAGCUUAGGUACUGACGUAAGUACUUAAUUCCUCGAAGAAAUUCCAUGGAGCGGCGAUGCAGGAAAACGGACGCAAUAUUUGGGGAGCAAAGUAUUCUUUCCGCGCGAUACUUUGCGUUCACACGCUGUUAUAUCGUGAAACGCGACGCACGUCUUUUCGGUAUAUAAGACACAACAAGGAUUCUCAUUCGAUUGCAAUUGUUCUGACGCGGGCCCCUUCGGCGUCCAGGGAAAUCCGUUUGUAACGUUGACCUUUUUCUGUUUCCUCAAUUCUACCAAAGGGGAUGAGGUUUUAGUGAAAUGGAUUUAUUAUAUUACUACGGCAACUGUUGUGCGAAACUAUUACGGACAUAAGGAGUUUUCUCUCGGAUUGAGAAUGGAAUUCGUUGCUUGUGGGAGGAUAAAUGUUAAUCACGACCGCGUCGUCAGACCAAUGAUUAUUAUUUAAUGACCUAUCGUUUAAAAACCUUCAGACACGUUUGAUCCACGACACGCUAUAUUGAUUUCAGCGCGACGAAAACGAAAUGGUGACGAGAAGGGAAGCGGGGAGAGAAACAUGGAAGAAUGGUACAUAGGUACAUUUCUGUAUUUUUACUAUUUGCUAACCGACAUUAUUUUGGUUACGUACAAGGUGAACCGCGACGGACUACUUAAAUAAUUAUAAAGGAUAAGUACACAGCGUAGUCUAGCGAGUAAAAUGAAUAAAUUGACUCUAGUGAAAGAAAUGAAGAAUAUAAAUGGAACAGUGCGCUCUACUUCUAGGGGAGCGAAUAUAUAUAUAUAUAUAUAUAUAUAUUAUAUAUAUCUGUGCGUCGUUCGCGCCCAAGCGUUUAUCCGCGGCGAAGCACGAUAGUUAAAUGGAGACAAAUGGAAACAGAUUAAUGAAAAUAUUUUUACUGUGAUGAUAAUAAUGUUUAUACGAUGAUCAAAUACUAUGACUUGUAUCAUAAUGAUUGUAAUAUUAACUAUCCGACGUUUUAUAAAAAGGGAAGAAAUUAAGCAAGAUAACGGAGGAUAGUGUUCCUCCCUCGUAUGUACGUAAGCUAAGUCAACGUUCCGUUCGUUCAACUUCCGUUUC